CAUGAGGCUGGCACAGCUUGUCCUUGGUCCCACGAUUCUUCUCCUUCUGGCUGGCUGCGCCUGUGUCCUCGGCACCUCCAGCGGGAACCUGCGCACGUUUGUGGGCUGUGCCGUGAGGGAGUUUACCUUCCUGGCCAAGAAGCCGGGCUGCAGGGGCCUUCGGAUCACCACGGAUGCCUGCUGGGGACGCUGUGAAACCUGGGAGAAGCCCAUUCUGGAGCCCCCCUACAUUGAAGCCUACCAUCGAGUCUGUACCUACAAUGAGACCAAGCAGGUGACGGUCAAGCUGCCCAACUGUGCCCCGGGAGUCGACCCCUUCUAUACCUAUCCCAUGGCUGUGCGCUGUGACUGCGGGGCCUGCUCCACUGCCACCACGGAGUGUGAGACCAUCUGAAGCUGCUGUGACCUGUAGAACCCAGCCAGCAGCCUUGAGCCUCAUGGACCCCCUGCUCUGGCAGCAUAGCAGCUAUACCCCCGGACUGAGGACAGCUGAAUUUGGACCACACUGUGGAGGAGGUUACCUGUCACCCUACACCCAGCUCAGGCACAGGGCCCAGAGGUGAUAUACUUAUAUGAAAAGUGCCAAGAAAUAUUUGUGUCUUCACAAAAUUCACACACUGCAAAUUAAUUUCUCUUUACCUUGAAUCUCAGAAUGUAAUUCUUGGAUCACAACCCUCCUCCAACUUGGAUUUAUAAUAGGCCAAUGUUUUCAAAGCAUUGGGCAUAAUUUGGAAAUGGGGCUAGAAGGUCUUUAAAUUCUCAUGUCUUAUAAUGAUGGGUCCCCAACUAGAUUUAUGAUCAAAGUGCAAGAAAUUAAUAAAACCAGUGCUUUAGUCCUCAUGCCCUCUGAGGAAAUCUAGUUGCAAGCUUCCUCAGAGAAAAUACUGUUCUUUGGUUUUAACUGAGUGGUUGCUUGCACAAGAACUAGAGAUUGCUCAGAUUGGAAAAGGGAGGGCAAUAGUAGCUCAAACUGAAAGGAGUCUGGGUUUGGGUGAUUCUUUUCCCAAGCAAAAUUCCGAAAAUACCUUUAAUAUCCUUGAUUAAGAGGCCCCUUUAUGAUAAAAAAAUCAGAAAAUAUGUGCUGUAUAAUCUUAAAAACUAAUGAAACCAAACUCAUGUUUUUAGACUCAUGUGAUGCUUCCCCAAAGCUCUGCCCAAAAUGAUCAGUCACAACUGUUC
Messenger RNA from Phacochoerus africanus (Common warthog), 1179 nucleotides. It is a transcript of the gene GPHB5, whose product is annotated as glycoprotein hormone subunit beta 5. Bases 2 to 394 code for a protein of 130 amino acids. Gene Ontology annotation, cellular component: cytoplasm; extracellular region. The transcript has 2 exons. The record is from RefSeq and is a predicted model, not a curated record. Lineage: Eukaryota; Metazoa; Chordata; Mammalia; Artiodactyla; Suidae. Gene Ontology annotation, molecular function: hormone activity. Gene Ontology annotation, biological process: regulation of thyroid hormone receptor signaling pathway; G protein-coupled receptor signaling pathway.